This is a messenger RNA of Trichoderma harzianum CBS 226.95, 4796 nucleotides long. RefSeq lists its product as hypothetical. Gene Ontology annotation, biological process: fatty acid biosynthetic process; secondary metabolite biosynthetic process. Bases 1 to 4770 code for a protein of 1589 amino acids. The record is from RefSeq and is a predicted model, not a curated record. NCBI's taxonomy places the organism in Eukaryota, Fungi, Ascomycota, Sordariomycetes, Hypocreales, Hypocreaceae. The transcript is spliced from 9 exons. Gene Ontology annotation, molecular function: fatty acid synthase activity; oxidoreductase activity; phosphopantetheine binding.
AUGCCUCCAUUUGCUUGGAACCACAGCACAAAGUACUGGUACGAAUCUCCUAUCUCUCGCGCUUACCGAUUGCGAGACAUGCCGAGGCACGACCUCGUCGGAGCCAGAGACGAAUACUCCAGCGAGCAACAGCCCAGCUGGCGCAAUUAUCUCCGAGUUUCCGAAAUCCCAUGGCUGGAGCACCAUCAAGUCCAGUCGUCUAUCUUGUAUCCCUUUGCGGGUAUGAUCGUUAUGGCUAUCGAGGCUUCACGUCAGGUAGCCGACAAGACGAAGGAGAUUGAGGGGUUUCAGCUGCGAGACAUCUCGGCUGGUGCGGCCAUGAUCAUUCCGGCUGAUGAGGCUGUUGAGUCAAAGAUUCAACUUCGUCCUUGGCGCGCUGGUUCAAGGCUUCCCGACUGGACGUGGAACGAGUUCACCAUCUCAUGCCGAGAUCGCCAAGGGGCCUGGACACAACACUGCUCAGGUUUAAUCCAAGUCAAGUACAAGACGGCGGUAAAUCCUACUUUUACGAAUGAAGACGCUGCCAGAGCCAAGAAGUUCCGAGAAGAAUAUCAGCAAAUUACAGAUGCUGGAUUAGAUAUUGAGGAUCCAGCUGACGUCUACGCUUCGCUCGCUGAACUCGGCUUGCAAUGGGGCCCAUCUUUUAAGUCACUGGUCCAUAUCGGUUCAGGGCAUUACCAGGCUCAAUGCGCUAUCGAAGUUCCAGACACAAGGUCCUUUAUGCCUGAGAACUUUGAGCAUGAUCAUAUCAUUCACCCUGCGACGCUCGAUGGUAUCGUACAAAUGAUUGUGCCUGCCUGCUCACCUCGAGGAGCGCUUGUUGAUAGAGCCAAGAUCCCUCGCUUCGUUGAGAGUGUCUACAUCUCAAGCAAAGUGGCGAGCAAGAAACCUGGCGACAAGCUUUAUGGUUACUCUCGCUCUACAGCGCACGGUUUCCAGGAAUCCGUUGGUACUAUCGUCGCUUCCGAUGGUGACUGGGAAGAGCCUCUCGUUGUGUUUGAAGGGUGCAGAGUUAUCACGCUCGAGACCAUGACAGAGGGCAUUGCGUCCUCUUCUGCUGCAACUAAGUCAAUCAAGAAAUUGGGCGCGUGCACACACUGGGGCCCUGAUAUUGAAGAGCUGACUGCCGAUGGUUUGAAGGCCUUCCUCUCCCCCUUCGCAGAGCUAUAUCCUGAUCCAGAAUACGAAACAAUCUACGAUCUCGAAUUGGCUUGUUUAAUUAUCUGCAAGAGGGUCCUUCGAAAGUUUACUGCAGAGGACUCGAAGUUGUUCGCGCCCCAUCAUCGUCUGUUCUAUGAAUACAUGCAGCACCAAUACGACCUUGCUGUCGAAGGCAAGCUCAACUGCCAGAGGUCUCCCAUCAAGAAGAUUGACUGGUUGAACACCACCGAGGAAUUUGAUGCGGCCUUGCUCGAGAAGGUUUCUAAUGAGUCUGUGGACGGAAAGAUGCUGGUUCGCGUCGCCUAUGCGAUGAAUGAGAUCCUCACCGGCGCAAUUGAGCCUCUGCAGGUUCUCCGUGAAGACGACUUGCUGACUUCAUAUUACCGAAACGUCAUUGGUGUUGAAAAAGUUAACCCAGUCCUUGAAGAAUACGUGAGGCAAAUCUCCCACAAGAGACCACUUCGCGUCUUGGAGGUUGGCGCAGGUACCGGAGCAACCACAAAGCUGGUUCUGACGACCCUUGGGAAGCGCGAUGAUGCCGCCGCCAGGCUGAAGCUGUACACGUUCACUGAUAUUAGCAGCGGAUACUUUGAACCUGCUGCCAAGGACUUUAGUGAAUAUGCAGAGUUCUUGGAAUACAAGAUUCUCAAUAUCGAGAAGGAUCCCGCCGAGCAAGGAUUCCCUGUCGGCCAAUACGAUAUUGUCAUUGCAAACAACGUUAUUCACGCUUGUUCAUCCAUCGACAGAUGUUUGGCGCACUGCCGUAGCAUGCUCAGACCUGGCGGAGUUUUGCUCCUGGGCGAGCUGACCACAACGAUGGCUCGUGUUCCGAUGAUCUUCGGAACACUUCCUGGAUGGUGGCUUGGUGAGAACGAUAACCGGAAAUGGGGCCCAAGACUCUCAGAAAGCGAAUGGGACGUUUACCUGCGCCGGCACGGAUUUGGUGGACUGCAUGUGUCCUUCCGAGACGAUAGCAGAGAAGAUGUUUACCAGUCUUCGCUUAUCUUCUCCGUGGCUGUAGAGGCCACCUCUCCCCCGCUGCCCAAAAACGCCGUCGUCGUCAAGCCAGCAGUCGCUGACCCCGUUGUCGAUGUGAUGGCAUCAAAGUUAUCGAAGCUGCUAGAUAAGGAGGGCGUUGAAGUUGAAGUAGUUUCGUUGAAAGACGUCAACACUACUGAUUUCAGUGGCAAGGCAUGCAUUGUUGCUGUGGAGUCGAACAAACCUCUGCUUCAUGAGAUCAAGAGUGAGGACUGGGAGUCUGCCAAGAAGGCAGUGCUUGGAUCAAGAAGCACUCUGUGGCUCACCAAUGGUGGUACCAUGGAAUGUACCACUCCUGAGUCCAGUCUUAUUGUUGGACUUUCCAGAACUAUUCGAGGAGAAAAUCCCGGCCUACAGUUCACCACACUUGAUCUUGAUCCCAAGGAAUCCAUCGACUCCGACACCACUUGCGCAAUUAUUAGCCAGAUCUUCAAGUCUAAGGCUGAUCCUUCUAAUGCGGAAUGGGAGUAUGCUCUGCGCAAUAAGCUGCUCAAUGUGCCUCGUCUAUACCCCGAUCACGAGGUGAGCAACCUCUUCGAGACCAACGCAGAAGAUCCUCCUGCAGUGAAGUUGCCUUUUAAUCAGCCGGGACGUGCUCUUGCACUCGAGAUCAAAGUACCUGGAAUGUUAGAUACCUUCCAGUUCACAGACUGCGACGAGUACCCGCUGCCACUUGGCGACCGAGAGGUCGAAAUCAAGGUCAAGGCUGUGGGCAUGAACUUCCACGACGUCAUGAUUGCCAUGGGUCAAAUCCAGGAUACAAACUUGGGUGUUGAGUGUAGUGGCGUCGUCACUCGCAUUGGAAAGUCCGUCACCCAAUGGAAAGAAGGCGACAGGGUCAUGACAUUCCGUCUGGGAACUUACCGCACGUAUAUCCGUAACCCGGAGGAGAUGUUCCAGAGAAUGCCGGACGGAGCUAUUAUUAUCUCUCAGUAUAUCGGCGCCGAGAUCUUCGUAACUGUUUCAACCGAGUUCAAGAAGCGUUUCUUAAUAGAGACGUAUGGUAUCCGUGAGGAUCAUAUUUUUAACAGCAGAGAUCAUAGCUUUGCAGCUGGUAUUAAGCGUAUGACUGACGGCAAGGGCGUCGACGUCGUCUUGAACUCUCUUGCUGGAGAGGGACUGCGGCAGAGUUGGCUGUGCGUCGCGCCUUUUGGUCGGUUCAUUGAGCUGGGCAAGCGAGAUAUUACCGGUAACACGGGCCUGGACAUGACGCCUUUCCUUCAUAACAUCAGCUUCUCUGGCGUGAACAUGCUGUCUGUGUACAGAGAGAAUGUUCCACUGCUCAGCAGAAUUUUGGCAGACGUGAUGAAGUACUGGGCCAUGGGUGUUACGAAACUCGUCACGCCUCUUAAGGUUAUGAACUUUUCCCAGAUCGAAGAGGCGUUCCGCAUUAUGCAGACAGGCAAGCACAUCGGAAAGAUGGUCUUGGCCGCUAAUGAUGACGACAUUGUUCCGAUUGUCCCUCCCAAGAAGAAGGAGUUUACUCUGUCUUCAAACGCAACUUAUAUAAUCCCUGGUGGCCUUGGUGGUCUCGGACGAUCACUCGCCAUGUGGAUGGCCUCAAAGGGUGCUCGCUACCUUGCCUUUACGUCUCGCUCAGGCGCAAGCAAGCCAGAGGCAAAGGCACUCCUUGACGAAUUGGCGAAGAUCAAUGUCCAGAGCAAGGCUUUCGCAAGCGAUAUCAGCAAUGAGGCCGAGCUCACUAGAGUGCUGCAAGAGAUCAAAGCUGCCAACUUCCCCGCCAUUCGCGGAGUCAUUACCUUUGCCAUGCAGUUGCAGGAUGUCUUCUUUGAGAACAUGACUGUUGAAGAGUUUCACACUGCUAUCCGACCCAAAGUUCAAGUCACAAGAAACUUGCACGAACAGCUGCCUAAAGAUCUUGACUUCUUCAUCUGUAUGUCCUCUGUUGGAGGUAUUGUAGGGUCCAGAGGACAAGGCAACUACAACGCCGGAAACACAUACCAAGAUGCCGUCGCUCGCCACCGCCGUUCCCUCGGCCUUAAAGGAACAAGUAUCGAUCUUGGUCUUGUUUUGGGCGUCGGUUGGGCUGCAGUCCACGGUGAAGCAUUGGGUUAUCUUAACUCUGGCGCAAUGGCUGGUCUUAAGGAAACUGAGGUGCUGGACGUUAUAGAGGCAGGCAUGGCUGGCUUGCUGCCGGAGGCUGAGAACACGGUCGGCUUGACUACAGGAGGCAUGCUUAAGCAGGGUGGCUAUGAAGAGCUGUACUGGCACAGCGAGCGCCGAUUUGGUCCAGUCAGUGUCUACGACACACAGGAUAACGGCACUGCCGCUGGAGCUGCUGUUUGCGUAGCGCUGAUGCGGAAAUUGGCCAAGGCUAUGAUGAUGGACGAAGCGGAUCUCGACUCUGGCCGCCCUGCGAAUGCGUACGGUGUUGACAGUCUUGUGGCGGUGGAGAUCCGAGCUUGGGUAUUCAAGACCGUCAAGAGUGACAUCUCUGUGUUCGACAUCCUAAGCAAUGCUCCGCUUGCUACGCUUGCUGGGCUCAUUGCUUUUAAGUCGUCAUAUGUGCCUGUUGCGAUUCGCGGUGAAGGAGUUUCGUUGGAGAAGUGAGAUGUCAUUAGACGGGGGAGUGGAAU